Molecule: messenger RNA, 1569 nt
Organism: Brenthis ino (lesser marbled fritillary)
Lineage: Eukaryota; Metazoa; Arthropoda; Insecta; Lepidoptera; Nymphalidae
Source: the annotation of a GenBank genome assembly
AUGCUUUGUACAUCUCUACCGUUUUGGCCUCAUCCUACGGGAAAAGUAGAAAUAUCCACUACUGCCGUGGCUGUCUGCGCAGAUCAAUUCAGUCUACAAAUAUUAUCAUAUCCAUCGAUUACUAUCCGAGAUCAUGUUAACGAAGCUUUUAUACUUUUUCAAUCAGAUUUACUUAAAAUGAACAACAAUAUAUGUGCGUUAACAAUACAGCGUAGAGUCAUAGUUCAAAUAGCCAUAAAUGAGAGUGGCAGCACUGAUCCAAGGAUGCUUUUAGACACCGAUGAAAGUUAUAAAUUGCGACUAAAAACAGACAAUGAUACUAUACUCGUAAAUAUUUUAUCAAAUACUUUCAGCGGCUCACGACAUGCUUUGGAAACGUUACUGCAAAUGACUUGGCUAGAUCCAUAUACAAAUUAUUUGUUCAUCGUACAAGAAGCUUCUGUGGAUGACGCCCCACGCUUUAGGUACCGAGGAUUAAUGCUCGACACUACGCAAAGCUACUUUCCAACCGAACAAAUACUACACACUAUUGAUGCUAUGGCAGCGUCAAAGCUUAAUACGUUUCAUUGGCAUACAACCAGUUCGAAAGCAUUUUCCUUGCAACUAAAUAAUAUGCCGCGGCUGGAUAAAUUAGAAUCUUAUGGACCUCGUAUAAUGUACACGGAAGAUGACGUGCGUAAAGUUACGAAACAUGCACGAUUACGUGGUAUAAGAAUACUUUUAGAGGUAGAUUUGCUAGCAUAUAUAGGAAGCUCUUGGUUCUGGAAACAGAAUACAAGUGAUGAUGAGUCAUUAUCAUGUAUAGAAAUACAGAAUUUGGUAGCAAGAUGCAGUAAGCGUUCCUGUGGACUAAUUAAUCAACUUAAUUCAAAUCUUUAUAAUACUAUUCAACGUCUUUACGCUGAAAUCAUAAAUAUUACAGGGGUUGAAGAUAUUUUUCAUCUUGGCGGCGUAGAUAUUUCUAUGUAUUGUUGGGCAGAAAACAUAGAUCAAACAGAAUUGUUCAAUAUUUGGACAAAGCUUAUUCUAAACACCUUACAAAAGUUAGAAUCCGAUUAUGGACAGUUACCUUUAUUUGUAUUGUGGUCAAAACAUUUGUUAGAACGUUUUAAAAUGGAUUUAAAAGCCUACAUUCAUAAAUUUGCGUUCCAAUCACGUAACAGUGGAUGGACACAGAACAAUUUCUAUGGAUUGUGUACUAUUAUUUCAAAUGAAAAUAUUUGGGAUCUGAAUAGUGGUUUUGGGAAUUGGGACGAAGAAUAUGGAGGUGGGCCUUAUAACUCUUGGCAACGAAUAUACGAAUAUCGACCAUGGGCUGGGAGGAAUCUAGGAUGUGUGGAAGGUGGAGAAGUGACAGUAUGGUCAUCAACACUUAAUGCAGAUGGAUUGGAUGCGCGUAUUUGGCCGAGGGCCGCAGCUUUUGCUGAGAGGCUCUGGUCUGAUCGCAGUGAAGAUGGAACAAGAUCAGUGUUCAUUAGGUUGGAUUUUCAUAGAAGACGUCUUAUGAAUCGAGGUAUUAACCCCACUCCCGUGUGGCCCAUGUGGUGUACUUACAAUAAAUUUUAUUGU